Brenthis ino (lesser marbled fritillary) is the source of this 993-nucleotide messenger RNA. The record is from the annotation of a GenBank genome assembly. Lineage: Eukaryota; Metazoa; Arthropoda; Insecta; Lepidoptera; Nymphalidae.
AUGGAGACAAAGUCUGGCGUAGGAAUUACUGACCACUGGAUGAAAAUUAUGAUGGAGCCGGCCGGCAGCGACAAACAAGUACAGAACGACAAUAGAUCCUUAGUGAAGCGCGAAAAGAUGGCAGAAGCUUAUAACGGCCAAGACAAUAACAUAACUUAUGAAAUGAAACAGCAAAGUGAAGUAAGAUACCGAUGCGAUGUAUGUGACUUGGGUUUCGAUGGCAUGGAACUUUUAAUGUUGCAUAAAAAAUUUCACGGCAACGAUAAAGACAUACCCCAAAUGGAGCCCGAUCCACCUAUUAUAAAAGAAGGCCCAAAGAAGCGUCGGAAGUUUAAAUGCGACCAGUGUGACGUGAAAGUGAACUCACAGUACCAUCUCGAUAUACAUCGUAGUAAACAUGAAGGUAAUGCGUCCAAAAAAUAUAUUUGCCAAGUUUGCGACCGCAGUUUUGUUGCGGCACAGUUCCUAAAAUCCCACAUGCAAUCUCAUUCAUUAACAAGCACAAUAAAUUGUGAGAUUUGCAAUAAAAGUUUUACAGGACAAGCAUAUCUUAAACUUCACAUGCAACUUCACAAUGAUAUUAAGAAGUUUAAGUGUUCUAAAUGUGAUGAAAUGUUUCCAACGAAAAAUUGUCUAAAGAUCCAUAUGAAAAAACAUACAAAAGUAAAAAAUUUUAAGUGUGAUUUCUGUCAAAAGUUGUUUGUGUCAAAAAUAACUAUGGAAAAACAUCGGCAAACUCAUGAAGGGCAGCCGGCAGACUGUCAUGUUAAAUGUCCACAAUGUGACCGAACCUUACAUUCAUCUCUACUUAGAACACAUAUUGCUAGGGCACAUCCUUCAACAAUUGAUGAUGAUGUGAAGCGCCCUCACAAGUGUUCAACAUGCGGAAAAAGUUUUAUUGUUAAAAUUAACUUGAAUUUGCAUAUUAGAGUGUGCCACCCAGAUUUAGCAGAGCCCGAGGAAGAGGAUGAAGAUGUAAUGACAGAUAACUCU